UUUUUUUUUGCUUUUCCUGCCAAGUGAUCGAUGAGCGAGUCGGGGUUGGGCACAGGCAGCGACAGCAACCCAACGUCAGCACCGCUGACCGCUCCCGCCAAGACCAACCUCACUGCGCAUCAUCACGAUCGACAGCACCACGAGAACGGCCACAGCAAUGGAAGCGGCGCCGACAGUCAUGCUGCUGCUGCUGCGGGACAGCCUGACGCAGGAGAGGACUCUGACAACGCUCAGUCCUCCUCCUUCCUGAAUGGUGCUGCUGCUGCUGCUGCGACGCCAACCAUCACGACGCCGACGACGAGCACAGCAGCGAAUGCGACGAAUGCGACGGCGGGUGCGCAAGUGGCUCCCGCGGUUGGCUCACAGCCGUACCAGCCGAGUUCCUCCAACUCCAAUGCAAGUAGCAAUGAGCAAAGUCACAUACUGCGCGUCACCGUGUAUGGAGCGACCAAUCUGGCCAAGCGAGACUUUUUCGGGGCUGCCGACGCGUACUGCAAGCUGUGGAUUGACAAUGGCGUGCAAGAGAAGACCACCUCCGUCCAGAGACGCACGCUGUCUCCACAAUGGGAGGAGCAAUUCUACUUUCAUGUCGUGCCAGCUCGCUCGGUGCUGCACUUGCACGUGUUUGACAAGCAUACCAUCACUCGAGACGACUUUCUCGGCAUGAUUGAAAUCCCGCUCGUCUCGUUUCCCGUCAUUGGCAAUCAGAGCACCAAUCCUCAGGCGGACAGACUGCUUUCGUACACGCUUCGGCCGCGCACAAGCAAGACCAAGGUCAAAGGAGAGCUGUCUGUGCGUUUGUGCUACCUGCUCAACAUGCCACAAGGCGCCUUUCUUGCCGUUCCUGGAGGUACGCAGCGCGUUCGGAGUUCCAGCGCGUCGUCUGCGUCGGAUAUCGCGUCGUCCAGCGCGGCAUCUGCAGCAGCAGCCGAGGCACACAACCAGCCACUACCCGAGGGCUGGGAGGUGCGGGAGGACCCCACUGGCCGCACCUACUAUGUCGACAAUGUGUCUCGGUCUGUCGUGUUUGAAAAGCCGACGCUAGACUCGUCCCGAAUUUUGCGCGAAAACGUGCCGCUUCAGCGCCAGUCUACGUUCGAGCGCUUCCGCUCUCGUAUGCAUUUAAUGGAUGUGUCUCGAACGCCUGACAACACUGGGAGCCCUUCCGCGUCCCCCCGAUCGCGAUCGCCGAGCACCAACGCCGCGCCACAAACAACAACAACAACAACACAGACAACGACACAGAACACGGCCUUGUUUGGUGGUGUGCAAUACGGUAGCGGCCCGUUGCCUGACGGCUGGGAAAUGAAGUCUACCGCCAGCGGGCGCCCAUUCUUUGUCGAUCACAACACCCAGAAGACAACGUGGGAUGACCCUCGGUUACGUGCUGGCCAGACAUUACAGACCGCGCCGUCCACCCUCACCGUACCGCAAGCCGCCUCUCCGGACACCGAUGGAGACAAGCUUUCCGCGGAGGCUCUUGCAGCAAUACAACAGCAGCCACUACCGCCAGGUUGGGAGAUGCGCCGCAACAAGGAGGGCCGGGCAUUUUUUGUCGAUCACGCAAGCAAGCUCACUCAAUGGACCGAUCCGCGUCUUCCCGUCGCCAAGAAGCCCAAGUCCAAAACGCCAGGCUACUCGCGCACUUAUCGACAAAAAGUUGCUGCCUUCCGUGCAGGGCUUGUCACCACAGAAGGGGUGUGCGAGCUGCACGUCACUCGUGAGCACGUACUGGAAAACUCUUUCGAGCAGUUGAUGGGCAGCGCGCCCAACGUGCUGCGAUCUCGGCUUUGGAUUGCUUUUGAAGGAGAGAAGGGUCUUGAUUUUGGCGGUGUCGCGCGAGAAUGGUUUUACUUGGUGUCGCACGAGCUUUUCAAUCCAUACUAUGGCCUGUUUGUUUACAGCGCAACAGAUAACUAUACACUGCAGAUCAAUCCCAAUUCUGGCGUGAAUCCCGAUCACUUGCAAUAUUUCCGAUUUGCAGGUCGGCUUGUGGGCAUGGCAGUUCACAAUGGCAAACUGGUGGAUGCCUUCUUUAUUACGCCGUUCUACAAGAUGAUGCUUGGCAAGCACCUGUCGUUGGACGACAUGGCCAGCGUCGAUGCCGAUUACCAUCGAAGCUUGCUGUGGAUUUUGGACAAUGACAUUACCGAUACUCUGGACCUCACUUUCAGCGAUGAACACGAGGUGUUUGGCGAGCGUGUUAUGGUGGAACUGAAGCCCGGAGGUGCGAAUAUUCCCGUCACCGAGGCAAACAAGUCGGAAUACGUCAACUUGCUGGCGUCUUGGCGACUCUCGCGUGGUAUCGAGGAGCAGAUGAAGUCGUUCAUGACUGGGUUUAACGAAAUUAUCUCCGAGGAGUCAAUUCGAAUGUUUGACGAGAAGGAAUUGGAGUUUUUGACGGGCGGAAUUGGCGAGAUUGAUGUUGAGGACUGGAAAGCACACACGCAGUAUCUCAACGGCUAUCAUUCCCAACAUUAUGUCGUGAUCUGGUUCUGGAAGGUGGUGGACUCGUUUGAUAACGAAAUGCGAGCGAGAUUGCUUCAAUUUGUAACGGGCACUUCGCGAGUGCCAAUGAAUGGCUUCCGCGAGCUGUAUGGCAGCGAUGGUCCUCGUCAGUUUGCCAUCGAAAAGUGGGGUCGACCCGAUCAACUUCCUCGAUCGCACACUUGCUUCAACCGACUCGAUCUCCCAUUGUACACUGACUUCCACCAACUGCGAGAAAAGCUUAUGAUUGCGAUUGAAAGUACAGCUGGUUUUGACAACGAGUAAAGAAACUACUGUACGGCAGGCGUCCACAAUACUGUCGCAUUUCUCCUUGUCCAACAGUAACACGAGUAAAGCGCAGCAAUCCACUUGACGCACCAAAAGAAGAACAUGAAUGUGCCUAAAAUUCCUAGUAUUGUACAUGCUAAUUUCUCAAAAAAUUCACUAAACAGCUGCCGCC
Capsaspora owczarzaki ATCC 30864 is the source of this 2947-nucleotide messenger RNA. Its product is annotated as Nedd4 protein. NCBI's taxonomy places the organism in Eukaryota, Filasterea, Ministeriida, Capsasporidae. Gene Ontology annotation, biological process: regulation of dendrite morphogenesis; ubiquitin-dependent protein catabolic process. The transcript has 11 exons. The coding region runs from base 31 to 2772 and encodes 913 amino acids. Gene Ontology annotation, molecular function: ubiquitin protein ligase activity; protein binding. The record is from RefSeq and is a predicted model, not a curated record.